Messenger RNA from Soboliphyme baturini, 396 nucleotides. NCBI's taxonomy places the organism in Eukaryota, Metazoa, Nematoda, Enoplea, Dioctophymatida, Soboliphymatidae. The record is from the annotation of a GenBank genome assembly.
AUGAAACUACUCGGUCUCCUCGUUUGUUUAGCGGCAUUUGCGCUGCAUUGUUUGUCUUUCACAAUCGACAUCGAUGCCAACGCAGAGCGAUGUUAUUUCGAACGAGUUACGGCAGGUACGAAGAUGAGUCUGAUUUUUGAGGUUGCCGAAGGCGGUUUCUUGGACAUAGACGUUAAGAUAACUGGUCCAGACUCAAAAGAUGUGUACAAAGGAGAGAGGGAAUCUUCUGGGAAAUUUACGUUUUCAGCUCAUAUUUCCGGAGAGUACAGAUAUUGCUUCAGUAACCAGAUGUCAACGAUGACACCGAAAAGUGUCAUGUUUUCGAUGAAUAUAGUUAAAGGUACUACGGGAAGCAACGCUACGCCAGAAGGUACGGUUUUCAGGCGAGUAGUGUAA